AAUUAUGUAAUAAUAUUGUCUUUGGGAGUUUGUAACUGUGUUUGCAUUUUGUAAAGUAGUUUGUUUUUUACAAGUGCAUGUCUAGAUGUCGCUGCAGUUGUGUUGAGAUGCGCCGUUUUGCCGCGCGGCAGUGUCGCGUUAACAUGACGGCCAGCGGUAACAUGUCCAUUGUUGACGCACGUCCGGAGACCAGUCAGGGCAUUGACGUCGAUCAGUUGAUACUGGAGAUUAAAAAGCGACCACUGUUGUACACCAGAGCUCAGACUGAGUACAUACAAAAGGUCGCAAGACAACGAGAGUGGGCAGAGGUCUGCCACGCUCUUUGCAAAAAUUUUCGCCAGUUAAGCGCCAGGAAGAAACGCGAAAAAGUGCGGCAAGUUCAGUCCAAGUGGUUCCGCCUGAAGCAGUCGUUUCUCCGUCAGUCAGGGUACGGGGUCACGAAAACAGUUGGGAGGAUUAGGAAACACAAGCAGAUACAAAAGCUCUCGUUUUUGAUCCCAACGACACCCGUCAUGGAGGUAGAUACAGGAGCAGGAGCCACGGCCGUGCCUGUCGUUAGCAACAACGACGAUGAUUUAGACCUUGUAAUGGACACGCUCAAAGCCGCAGAGAACAACGUCCCAACGGCUUCAACAUCUUCAGAAAACAUCGCGACAUUCGCUAAAGAAAAUGAUAUCAAAAAGAAGACUUUCUUUAUUCCAUUGCCUAAAAUAGAGGAACCGAAGCAUGACCCCAUUGAUGAGAACUUGCAUUUCGCACUGAUGCUGGUGCCUUUGCUCCGUGGGUUGAAUCAGGACCAACGUUUUUAUGCUUGGUCAAACAUCUUGAACGUUAUCCAGAAGGCACGAGAGCUCGGGCCGAAGAAGUUAUCGAUUUUGCAAGAAGAGCUUCGUUACACAGAUGGGGAAGGUCCCAAUUUGCUCCAAGAUCUGGCUUAUGUGCAGCCAGAACCGGAGCGUCCUGUGGACGAGGAGCCAAUGUUCCCAGCUGCGCAUGGAAGACCAACUAAUGAGGCCGGGGAAAUUAUGUACCCCGAAACGGAUACUGAAGACAAUGAGGAGGCUUAAACAAGCCUUAAGAUAUGGAGUACUCUGUAUUCGAACCAAAUUCUUGUAUGUCUUUGUCAAUGUUUAAAUGUACAUUUUCUUUAUGUAUGUCUAUGUAUUUCAGGGUAUAUCCACCAGACUAGAGUUGCAGAUUUUGAGAGAUGGAUAUCACCCUUGUACCAUUGUCCUCGUGUCCCCCAAUCCUCCUACCUUGAUCCCCCUAAUCGUGUAUUCUUGUAAACGUUUACAAUUUAUAAAUAGAUUUAAGACAUCCGAAUUGUUCUACUAUUUUUAUGAUGAUGUUCGUCUGUUAUUUUGUGUAAUUGCUGUAUGUGUGGGUUUUAUUUUUAAGUAAAUUAAAUGUUCGGAUAUUAUUAAGAGUUUAAUUUAGUUUUAAAAUAUAUUUAAGUGUUAUGUUUAACAGUUCUAGUUAAUUUUAUAGUUUUUUAAGGUUACUGGCCUAUUUGUAAUUUCAUUACUUGUCUAUGUGUGUGUACUCACUAUGUAAGCUGUGCGUCUGUGUGUCUCCUUUCGAAAUAAAUGUUGUAGCAGUGUC
Molecule: messenger RNA, 1602 nt
Organism: Spodoptera litura
Lineage: Eukaryota; Metazoa; Arthropoda; Insecta; Lepidoptera; Noctuidae
Molecular function (GO): DNA binding
Source: RefSeq, a predicted model, not a curated record